Molecule: messenger RNA, 597 nt
Organism: Microtus ochrogaster (prairie vole)
Lineage: Eukaryota; Metazoa; Chordata; Mammalia; Rodentia; Cricetidae
Product: C-C motif chemokine 12-like
Biological process (GO): chemokine-mediated signaling pathway; positive regulation of GTPase activity; inflammatory response
Cellular component (GO): extracellular region
Molecular function (GO): chemokine activity; CCR chemokine receptor binding
Source: RefSeq, a predicted model, not a curated record
UGGCUCCCUGCUUCCUAUAAAAGGCAGGUGGAACCUCCAGAUUAGAAGAGCUAGACCAACCCAGACAACUCCGGCCUUCACUCCAAAGUCCUUAUCUUUAACAUGAAGAUCUCUGCGGUGCUUCUGGGCCUGCUGCUCAUAGCUGUCACUGUCAGCCCAGGAGAGUUGGCUGAGACAGAUGUGGUGCACAUCCCUGUCACAUGCUGUUUUGAAAAGGCUAAGAAGAUCUCCAUGAAUAGGCUGAAGAGCUACAGCAGAAUCACCAGCACCCAGUGUCCCUGGGAAGCUGUGAUCUUCAGGACCAUACUGGAUAAGGAGAUCUGUGCUGACCCCAAGGAGAAGUGGGUUGAAAAGGCCAUAAAGAACUUGGAUCAGAAGUCUCAAACUCAGCAUCCAUGAACCUUCUUUUCUUGGCUGAGAGCCCCCAAGGAAAUCUUCUGUACUCUCCCCUAACCUUUCCCCAUGGGCAGUGUGAUAGUAAUUUACUAUGGCAAAACAAUAAAGAUGAUAUAGCAAGUUAAAACAUAGACAUGCUUAAAUAACAUUUAUUGAUAUUUCAGUUAUGCUUUGAACAAAUAAACUGAAUUUAAUUUAUAA